Paracoccidioides lutzii Pb01 is the source of this 4557-nucleotide messenger RNA. RefSeq lists its product as hypothetical. Bases 1 to 4557 code for a protein of 1518 amino acids. Gene Ontology annotation, cellular component: mediator complex. The transcript has 6 exons. Gene Ontology annotation, molecular function: transcription coregulator activity. The record is from RefSeq and is a predicted model, not a curated record. Gene Ontology annotation, biological process: regulation of transcription by RNA polymerase II.
AUGGAUUUCCCAGCUGGAGCGCUUACAAAUUUCCGUUCUAUCGAUGGCUUCUGCAACAUUUUCUGGAGAAUCUACUCCAGGGUGGCCGCUGGACCACCCACAUCACAGCUCAACCUCAGGGAAAACCCGGUUCUUAGAAGUUCAAAUGAGCUUAGGAAUUCCAUAAUUCUGUUGCGAAAUAUGCGCUGUCUUGUUUCUCCGUUAGCUAACGGCUCUGACUUGUGGAUAUUCUCUACCAACCCCAAUUUUGACGCGUUGGGGCCUCUGUACAGUAACAAAGGGGCUGGGAACGAUACUAUUGUAGCAGGAAGCGUAACAUUCCAAAAUUCUGUUUCUGGUUCGAACACUGCUGCAGAGAUAAAACAUCGACUGCUCUCUGAUCCUGAGUCCAGUAUUUUUAACGAGGCACUUCAGGACAAAUCAAUGCAUAUUUCCGGUGAAUUUUUAAAGUUCCAAGCCUAUGCAACCUAUUCCGCUUUUUUCGAGGCAUUUAUUUCUGCCACAUCCAGGGCACUCAGCCUCCAUUUUACGCAGCAACAAAAGGUGAUUCCACUUGGAACUCGAACUCUCUAUAGUUCCCUUGACGAGAACGGAUAUCCGAGUAGUUGCACCCAUGCCCCCUGUACUCGGAGCUUCACAUCCUUCCUUUCUACCCUUGAUAUCAACAUGACAGCCAAGGGUAGACUGAUUGUCUCUUUGAGUACUCUUCCUCAGCCUGGGAUUGAGCAGUUGCAUCUUGAUUCUGAAUCUGAUAUAACUGCCUAUCUCAAUAAUGAUUUGUGGUUAGCCCCUUCCGGAAUAUUGUGCAGGCUCAUCUCCAUUGACGGAUAUCAGUCAAACCACUCAAAUAUUGUUUCUCCAGAGAAUAUCGGAACGUUGCCUAACGACAUUGAACGUUCAAUUGGGAAACUAGAUGCCAUGAAACAAGAAUGGAAAAGAACUGUGAUAGAAUGGCUCAGAAAACUUGGCUUGAACCUCAAAGAUCCACAAACAGUGCUCUGGGUUGAAGUUGAAGUGAAUGUCUCAGAUCGUCCCCUAUAUGACACAUUUUCCAGGUUUACUGGGAAUCGAAGGAAAGUAUCUCCUUUUAUCCAAAUAUUAUGGCCUUCAAAUCUAUGUUUUACUAGAUCGCGAUCCAACAAAACGGCCCCUAUUAAUCCCACUGAAUUCUUCUCGAGUCAAGCCGAGAGCCCGUUGCAAUUUGCGGAAAGAUGGUUAAACGAAUCCUUUCCAGAAGUUCAGCUGCUGGAUGAACAAAAAACCGACAAUCCAAGUGAAGUUGACGAGAAACACUUUAAUUAUCCGGAACUAUCUCCUUUGGACGUCGACAGCUCUGGCAUCCCGGAAAGCUUAGCGAGAACAGUUAACAUACCCGACGCCCAGCUUGCGAGUGCUGUAUAUCCCACACCCCCAGGUGGAGCGCUCACUCACAAUUUAGAGGCGGGGGUGGUUGUAGAAGGACUUGGAGCAUCUACCAUCGAAGCUCUGAAUUACCCACCCUCCCAAGGUGAAUCAAUUUAUAACGAACAUGGCGGGUCCACCACAUAUCUUCACCGAAAUCCAGAUUUCUUUCCUGCUGGGUUAGACGCGGCAUCUUCUGAGCUUGGCGUUGGGUCAGGCCUUUACGACACUGCAGCUGACGAAGAAUUUUUUGGUGAUAUCGAUGGUACUAAUUUUGAUACGAAAGGCAUCACGGAAGCUGAUUUUAGCUUUUUCGACGAACCCGAUUUUGCUGGUUUGACCGGCAACCUUGAAAUGCAAACCGAAACGCCAGAAAUACUACAGGCUAACGAAUGUACCUCCGAUAUACCCCAUACCUAUAUGACGAAAGCGGGAGCUGGGCCCUCACACUCCGUUCAAAAUCGUCUCUCUGCUGUUGAUGAUAGCGAUUCUCGUACCCGAAACCCUUCAAUCAGCUCCCCGAAUACAACAACAGGCGAGGGCCAGAGAUCGCAGGCAACUGAGCUUGGUCAGGUUGCUCCAACGGAUGGCUCAAGCAGGCGACUGAUAAGCCCGCCUCUCAGUCCAAUUCAGAUAAAGGAAAUCUUAUCCUCAAAUGGAUUUUCGCAUUCUGAAUUUGGAUUGAUAAACUCAAAAACUCACAAGUCCUACCCAGAACAAAAUCAAUAUAGGCCAGUUAUAUUUCAACCGAAGUUGGGGUCUUCGGACAAAAAGUAUAAACUGGAUGGGAGGUUCUGGUUUGGUCCUGGUGGAGGACAUACAACUUUUAAAAUGGGUGGUUAUCCAUCCGAUAUUCCCACGAUUGGGUUUCCAGACAAAGAACGGGAAAAAAAUCCUAAGCUCUCUACUACCCUAACAUCUCCCAGUCCUCUAGUCUCUGAUAAUGCUCUAGAAACAAAAGUACAGUCCCCAUCGGCCUCCUCUUCCUGCUCAAGCGACAACGGCAGCAUCACUGACCACGGAUCGAAAGCAAGCUUGCGGCCGAAUAAUCCAGUAAGCUUGAAGAGGAAGCGGGAUUAUGAGGGUGAGGGAAUUACCUCGCUGUCACCGUUAGAACGACGUACAUUGGCUCCUGGUACUGCAAAAGUGCAGCUAAAUGAUCAACAACUUGCCUUAUUAGGGGUUUUGCUUUCCGAGGCUGUUGAUUGGCCAUUAACAGGGUACUUUUCAAGGAAGGAAAAUGUCGUGUUUCCAGCGUUCUCCCGAAGAGAAGAUCUACCCCAAGCAGCGCAGCUGGUUGUCGAUCAAGUUACUCAGUCUAGCUUGUGCCAUAUUCGUGAUGAUUUAUACAAGCUGGAAGGCACAGACUGCGAUUGCGUACUGUCCGAUAGUUUAUUUGAUAACAGCGAUGCCAUAGGCCACCUGUCUAAGCUGGAUUUGAGAACCUUCGCAACGAUAGAGGAUGGCCCUAACACGCGGAAAGAUUCACCUUCUAUGAAAUCAAAUACUAGCGGGUCUAUAUGCAAAAUAUGUCCACCUCAUGUGAAAAUCCAUCGUGGAAACGGUUUCUUGGAAGUUCUACCGGCUGCUAUUGGAUUUUGGGAGACAUUUGGACUGGAACCGCUCCAGGGGAAAAAGAAUAUCCUUCCCUUUUGUAUUUACCCGCCUAAUAUCACAGAAGCAGCGGAUACAUUCAUGGAGCGAUUGGGCUUGGUAUAUUCGAGUGGAAACUUUGGGACUCAUUCCCGACCUAGCCAAUCCAACGGGUUGAUCCCAUGGACACUCAAUGCUGCAAGCGACCAGGAUUACGCUUCGCUGAUGCAUGCACUGAAUAUUUCAUGCGAAAAUUUAGGAAGUGCGUUGUCGAAUCUGUCGGCAAGUGAUGAAAACGUGGUGAUUUACAUCAUAAACCCUUUCGUAUACGAAGCAGCUAUCGUGGAUAUCUGCUCAGCCUUCAUACGCCUGUUCCACAAAUACGUUGGUGACGUUGAUAGGCAACACACUCGACAUCUCAAUGAGCUUGUACUUCAAAUAAUUCCUUUGGAAUUUAUCGCAUCCCCCGACACUCUAAUUGUGCCACCACAGAUUGACUAUCUCCGUUUAGCGCUUGAAGUUUACUCCCGUUGCCCACCAAAGGAUAGAUCUUCGGACUGGAUGGGGUGUGCUCCCCCUCUGGUGCUUGCAGAUCCAAUUCCGAAAGUGGUGCCAUUUAGAUUAUCUUCAGAACCAGUAGCACUGUUGGAAGAAGGAAAAUGCCUCCAUGUGGCUUAUUCACAAAGCGUUGACCAACGUUGGGUCACAGCCGCAUGGACAGACAGCAGCGGACGAUACCAAACUACUCUUUCAUAUUGUCUCCGGGAGCGGGAUUCACCUGUAUCCAGAUCCAUUUCAGAGAUCAGAACGCAAAUUUGGGAAACAUCAAAGGAUAUUAUGGAUAUGUCAUCGUCAUAUUGGCGGUUGAUGGUCGUAAAAGAUGAACCAAUUGGCGCAGAUGAGGUCGAUAUGUGGAAAUCUCUGCUGGAUCAGUAUAACCGUGAUAAAUCCGUUAAAGUCGAACUAGGUAUCCUUUGUGUCAAUAUAAAACCUGGCUUGUCACUCAAACUGCCGACUCCUCCACUCCAGCUUAGCGCGUUAAGCCAACAGCCAACACAAAUAGUUCCGGCAACGACCACUCCGGGAUCUACCCCUCGACCUGAUCCAUCGCCUGAUCCAUCAGGCGCUGCGGGUACUCCUCCAGCGACUCACACCACUGUAAAUACCCCCAUGUUCACCGACUAUACCCACAGCCAUCAGCAGCAACAACAGCCAACACAGCAAAUGUCCCAAGCAUCUCUUGACUCCGACCAAGAUACAAUUCUCAUUGACAAGUCAGACGAAACAUGGGGUGUUACUCUCUCUCACAGACUCAAUAACUCAUAUUCCCUCACGAAAUACCAGCCCGCUCUUGCGAGUGGAUACCUCUUCCGGCGGUCAGGGACCAGUGAUACGGAUGGACUAGCGGUAAUGAGUGUGAAUCUCAUAUAUACAAAUUCACGACGACCAACAGAUCAUCUGCUAAGGGAUAUCCUUCGCAUGUAUAGAGAACUCGCAACCCUAGCGCGGACACGGGGUAUCAUUCACAUCUUGAGGACAAGUCAUCAACAUGACCAACAGUGA